AUGGACGACACUCGGCAGUACAUCUCGAGUCUGCACAACUACUCCUCCUGGCUCGCAAGGCGCACCUCGCAGCUGCACUCGCUGCACGAGAUCCCGCAGCCGGCGCCGCCGUCGGCCCAGAUCCCGCAGGAGCUGCCGACCGCGCAGCUGCUGCCGGAGCUGUUCGAGACCACCCCGUUCGGGCGCAGUCUGACGCCGGAGCAGAAGGAGAACUACUUUCAGCGGGUGGUCACGCUGCAGCAUUCGAUUCUCGAGCAGCAGCAGGACCGCAUGCAGCAGCAGCAGGAGAUGCUCGAGAAAAUGCGCCGGCGGCCGGACUCGUCGUCUGCCGUCAGUCCGCUCACGGCCGUCUACGCAGAUACUCGGGCUGAAUUGUCAUUAUCAUCUGCACCUGUUCAGGCGUCACUAUCUUCUUCUUCUUCAUCUUCAUCUGCAGCAGCAACGGCGGUUGAAAAAGAAAUAAUCUUCAUCAACUUUGACGAAAACUCCAUGCGGCCAACUAAAAAGGACAAGGACAAGACCCCGGUCUUUGCACCUGUCGACAGCAGCAGCAGCAGAAACAGCAGCAGCAGCAGAAACAGCAGCAGCAGCAGAAACAGCAGCAGCAACAGCAACAGUGACAGCAACACCGACGACCUGCCUCCGCAGCAACUCAGCAUCGAGCAACGCCUUCUCAACCACACAAGCACAAAACCAACCACCACCACCACCACCACCAGCCGGAACAACUUCUCAUUUCCAACCCCAGACCUUUUCGACCCCUUCUCGCCCUCAACACUCGACCACUCCUUCACCGGCCCCGACUUUGACGCAUCCGGCACCAUCAACUCCUCAGACGACAUCUUUGCCGCGCUCGACGAAGAACAGGCACCCUCGUUCUCUUACGACCUCGAGUAUCAGCCGUCGGCGUACCGGCAACCGCAACACACUACCAGCAUCGCUCCUUUCUCUCAUCCAACAUCAUCUACUAGCACGGCAACCGCUCCCUCUCCUCUCCCUUCCUCUCGCGCUCAUCGACAUACACUGACCGAACCGCUCUUCAUCGCUCACACGUUCCCACAACCACCGCAUCAGAUCCGACCGCGUGCGCCACGCACCCGCAACAAGCGACAACGGUCCGCGCUGCUUUCUUCAGCAGCAGAGACAGCAGCCGUGCCUGAGACCCCUGCAGCGUCGACCAAGAGAAUUGAUCCGGCGUCGAAUUUUACUUGCACUCCCCACAACACUACAAAGCACAAGGCAGCAGUCGACAGCACACCCGCGACAAAUCCAACCCCGACAAAACCAAACGACAAAAACGAGGCCGAGGACGAGGACGAAGGGUUUGAGGAGGACAGUGAAUACUCGUACUCAUACAGCGACGGCGCGAGCUACUCUGACGAUCUCUCCGAGUCCGAGCCGGACGGUAAACGGCCACAGCCAUAUCCCGACCCCGACGACGAGAAUGAUAGACCCGCGAAACGACUCCGGACGGCAGAUAACGCGCGCAGUAGAGCAAGAGUAGAAGGCGGAGUAGGCGAGUGCGUGAAGGACGUGGCGAUGACUGCCGCGGUGGCGAUUGGGACGGUUGCAACUGGCGUUGGGCUGGCGUGGUUUUUGAUCGGAUGA
Messenger RNA from Myxozyma melibiosi, 1608 nucleotides. RefSeq lists its product as uncharacterized. The transcript has a single exon. The record is from RefSeq and is a predicted model, not a curated record. Lineage: Eukaryota; Fungi; Ascomycota; Lipomycetes; Lipomycetales; Lipomycetaceae. Bases 1 to 1608 code for a protein of 535 amino acids.